This is a messenger RNA of Pieris napi, 3795 nucleotides long. RefSeq names its product atrial natriuretic peptide-converting enzyme (gene Corin). Gene Ontology annotation, biological process: proteolysis. The record is from RefSeq and is a predicted model, not a curated record. The transcript has 17 exons. Lineage: Eukaryota; Metazoa; Arthropoda; Insecta; Lepidoptera; Pieridae. Bases 178 to 3147 code for a protein of 989 amino acids. Gene Ontology annotation, molecular function: serine-type endopeptidase activity; protein binding. Gene Ontology annotation, cellular component: membrane.
CCUACGCGUUCGGCAGCGGUCGUGUUCACGCGCACAGCACGCCACAGCGGCCGGGCCCAGCGCCCGCCGCGCCCGCUCCUUCCGCUGCUCGCUGACACUCCGGUUUAACAAAAGCACAUCGCGGCCAUUGGAUUUGACUCUGUCGUCAAUAGAUGACAUCUUCGCGACCACGACAAGAUGGCAUCGUUUAAAGAUUGGCUCACCGUGACGUGGGCGCAGAGCGGGAUGCAGUUACAACCGGAUGUGCCAGAUGGUGACGAUCCGCUCAGGGGACGGUGCGGCAGAGCGGGCAGCCUCGCAGCGACACCUGGUGAAAAGCUUAUGGAAUUGCUGAGACCUAACCCUGGCACGCCAAGAAGACACUCCACAGCAGCUUGUGCACCACCACAGCCCAGACCCUCAGGGUUCGUCUACUGUCCCUCGGAUGCAUUGCCUUACUGCCCACCAUCGAGAUUGGCGCCCCCGCGGCUUGUUAAGUUACCACCACCACCAGUCCAGCCAGUACAACCACAGCCUCCUCCAGUGCCACAGAGAACUGCACCGGUCGCUCCCCUGCCAGUACCACCUGCGCCACCCCGUCGGUCACCACAACCACCAAGAAGGGUCCCCCCUCCUACACCCCCAAGGCCCAUUGCUACAGACCCCAACGGCAAUCGUAGAAUACAAACGAAUCCUCCAAGAUUGGACUGCAACCGCAAUCCCUCACAGCCCCAAUUCCCAACUCAACCUUCAGUACCGCCACAAAUCCCACAACCUCCACCACCACCUCAACCGACAAUACCGAGGCGGCCGCCACAGAAAAUGCCAGAUAACCCGCUGCCGCAGACACAGAUCAAGCGCUCGCCAAGUUCAGGCUCAACUAUCAGCGUACGACAAGACUCUAACGUUUCGUCAGACUCAUUUAGCCAGACGUCAUCACCUUCUUAUACGACAAAAACAAUGGAGGCACCAUUAUUGCCGCAGCAGCAUCUAAAUAAGAGUCUCAACGCGAAGAUAGCGCGUGGCCUCCUGCUGAAAGAACAACAAGAGAAAGAGAAUGCAAACUCCUCGAUUACAAAGAGCAUGUCAACGCCGGCGUCACUUCAGACCAUCGUCCGAUUUCAGAAUGGCAGUAAUAUGUCGUUGCAUCAUCGGAUGUUGCGCGAUAUGCGAGGUACCAGCACCAACAGCUCAGCACACAAAUUUCGCAUGAUGCAGCUCGCUCUGAAUGCAGUCGCACUAAUCGUUAUUACGGGGGCACUAUUUGCUUACUUCAGAGCAAACCCAGCUGUACAGUACGUCUCUCAAGUGGUCAACAAAUCUACGGUGGUGACGUGGCCAGUUCCCGCAGAGCCUUCCGGAAGUCGUAACCCCGCGCCGGGUGUCUGUCUCCCUGUUAUCGUGAGCUUUUGCCAUCAACACAAAGUCUCAUAUAACUUCACCGUUUUCCCUAACUACAUUGGCCACUUUGGACAACGGGACGCCCAACAGGAUUUGGAGAUCUAUGAUGCAGUAGUCGAUGUCCGUUGCUACGAACUCACGGCGCUGUUCCUGUGUUCACUGUUUGUCCCGAAGUGUGGGCCGUUGGGGCAUAUGGUACGGCCUUGCAGAAGUCUAUGUCAAGAAACAAUGCGGCGUUGCGGGUUCUUCCUGGAAGUUUUCGGUCUGUCUAUGCCAGAUUAUCUGCAGUGUGAAAUCUUCCCUGAAUCAACGGAUACAGAUGUAUGUCUGGGGAACAGAGAAGUUAAAGAGGCAAAGUUCAGAGCUGAGAAACCAGUAUGCCAGUCCGGAUUCCAAUGUGAUGUCAACCGCUGCAUUCCCCACGACUGGCGUUGUGAUGGUCACGUUGACUGCGCCGAUCGUUCAGAUGAACUCAACUGCCGUGUGUGCAAACGUUCUGGUGACGUCCAUUGUGGAAACCAACGAUGCAUUUCACAGACGCACCUUUGUGACGGCAAAGUGGACUGCCCUUGGGGACAGGAUGAGCGGAAUUGCUUGCGUCUGAGUGAGUCAAAUGGCGACGUGGGUUCUGGAGAAGUACAGGUGUACCGCGCUGCCAACCAGUCCUGGUUCCCAGCCUGCCUCGCAGCAGCCCCUUUAGACCACCAUACGGCCUCUGAAAUCUGUUCCAUGCUUGGAUAUACAGUUGUCAACAAAAGUCAAACAACUGGAUCGUCGCGCGCUGGGCGGCCUCACGCCCUAACGCCGAGCGCUCUUUUGGGCGGACAGGGUUCCUUAUUACAUGGAGUUGCACAAUCAUAUCGCGCCUUUCAAAGAAAGGAGGGGGGCUUGCUUCGGGAAAUGAAAGACUGCCGCCACGACUCGCAUAGGAUACAUCUCAUUUGUAAUAAUUAUGAAUGUGGCAAACGUCGUACUCUAGCUCCAGCAUCAAAACGUAUCGUAGGAGGGGUAGAAGCGUCACCAGGGGACUGGCCAUUCCUUGCAGCGAUUCUUGGUGGACCAGAAGAAGUGUUCUACUGUGCUGGAGUACUCGUCGCUGACCAGUGGGUACUGACAGCUUCACAUUGUGUUGGAAAUCAUUCUGACGUCGACGGAUGGACGAUUCAGCUGGGUAUCACGCGUAGACGAAGUCAUGCAUAUUACGGGCAGAAAGUGAAAGUACGAAGAGUGGUCCCACAUCCAUUAUAUAAUGUUGGUGUUGCGCAUGACAAUGACAUCGCUUUGUUUCAGUUGGCUGUUCGAGUUCGAUACCAUGAACACUUAUCACCGGUAUGUUUACCACCUGCACGACGAGCCCUUUUACCUGGAACACUUUGUACAGUCAUCGGUUGGGGAAAGCGUACUGAUAAAGACAUGUCAGAAUACGAGCCGGCAGUGAAUGAGGUGGAAGUUCCUGUUCUCAAUCGUGAUCUUUGUAACCAGUGGCUGGAACAUCGGGAUCUUAACGUGACUGAAGGGAUGAUCUGCGCAGGAUAUCCUGAAGGUGGCAAGGAUGCUUGCCAGGGUGAUUCGGGUGGUCCGUUGCUAUGUAAGGACCCGGACGAUCCGUCGCGUUGGUACGUGGGAGGUAUUGUAUCUUGGGGAAUAAAAUGUGCCCAUCCCCGUCUGCCAGGUGUCUACGCCUUCGUUCCCAAGUACAUUCCCUGGAUACAGAGACAGAUACAACAGUACAACGACGACAAAGCACCCUCCGAAUCAGAAAUAUGAGGUUUCGACUAUUUGGUUAACAGAAAGCGCAACUACGGUAAUGAUUUUUAGUUUAAUAAAUUACACGAAGUCAUUAGGCGAGUGUAUUAAUGUUAAUAGGGUAUUUUUGCAUGUUUCAAAUGUCCAUUUAUAUAGUUGCGUUUUCAACUAAUUAUGGACGUGACAAUAAUAUUUGACUGUGAAUAAAUUUGUUGACAAUAAUCUGUGGCAAACAUAUUUAAUAUGACAAUAACGUAUAGUAGACUAGUAUAUUAAUUGGAAAUUAUUCUUAACGUAUGGAAAGAUAAUAUUUUAAAGGAUCACUCGUUUAUAGUGACGUCAUGCCGUAGGAACACAGGGCAAAUCGUCUUAUUUUUUACCCUAAAAUUUACAUUAUUUAUUCUAUAUUACCAAUAUAAAGUCAAACCAAGAUGGGAUUUAAAAAUUAUACUGUUAAUUCAUAGUAGUCUAACAGUCGAUAAAAUAAUAUGAUAUAUAAAAGGACAGCUUCGAAAAAAGGAAUAUCGGUCUCACCCACUCAAUAUACACCUAACAUUUUGCUCAAUAUGAGGCAAAUACCUACGUCCAUCGUUCAAUGUCAUUAUUAAUUUACCUUAUAUUCCCAUUUAUAAAAGUUAUUUCUCGUAAAAAUAUGUAUGUUAGGAAAAA